AUUUUUUUUUUCCAGAUAGAAAAGAAAAUUAAAGUUUUCAUUUUUCAACAGUUAGAGCCUCCGACUCGACUGGGGUCAGUCGACAGCCAGUUACCUAAUACCGAGAAGGUAAAAAAAAAGCCUUGAAAUUUGAAGAGAGGAGAAGACAGAACUGAGAGUCGAGGCACCGUCUUAGCUACGCAUACCUUUCUUCCUCCUCCGAUCAAUAACUGUUUUGGUCUUUUUGGGUAAAGCUUUUAACAAAAUAGUCAAUCAUUAUAUUAAGUUGGGUCUUUUGCUUUGUUAUUUGUGGAAGAAGGAAAAAUGGGAGGUCCUUCGCGGCAGUGUCAAGUUUGCAACCAAUCUCAAUCCAAGUACAAGUGCCCCUCUUGUCUUGUUCCUUAUUGUUCUCUGGCUUGUUUUAAGAGGCACAAAGAAACUCCCUGCGUGAAGCCACAACCCACAAAGGAAAAAUCUGAAUUAAAGUGUAUGGAUGAUGCAGGAAACCCUUGUGUGAAGUCAGGGUCCACUAAUGAUGCAGUAACAACUAGCGUCCAGCCAGAGUCCACUAAUGAUGCAGAGACCCCAAGUGUCAAGCCAGAAUCAUCUGAAGAAAGAUCCAGAUUUCAGGUGGAAAGGAAACUAGAAGUUGAUGACCCAAGUGAGGUGCUACAAAUGUUGCAAAUGCAGGCUAUUGCUUCUUCCAGUGAAGUCCGUGAAGCCUUGAAGGAUGAACAUCUUCAAAAACUCAUCUCUGAUAUUGAUAGCUCCCCAGAUGCAAUGAAUGAACUUGACAAAGCUAUGGGAGUGGAUGUUUUCCGCAUUUUCAGUGAUAAGGUAUUUUAUUAUCUUCAAUUAGAGCAAGUCUUUAGUUCUUAACAAUAUUCAUCUGUUCUUGUUCGCCUGUUGGGUAUCCACAUGAAAUACCAGAUAGCUGCUGCAGAUCAGAACUUGGUAAUAUCCAAAGCUAAAUGCUAUUGUUUUCUCUGUUAUCAGAUUUUAUCUGCAAUCAACCCAUGACCGCUUAUUGUUAUAACAAGAAAAAAAUUUGUUUGUACCGGAAGGCUUGUAUUUUAGGAGGCCUCAGAAGUUCUUUGCGGAGAUGUCAAUAGAGUUGUGUACAAGUUUUGCUGUGACUUUAGAGGAGAAAUCAUCCUGCCAUCUCGAGCCUGGUCAGGGGUUGAUGUUUCUUUAAGUUCAGAACGAAGGCUCAUUAAAUGUAGUAAUUGGCUAAGUCCUUAAACAUAUCCUCUCCCAGGAGUUUUGCAAACACAUUUUUCUUUUGUUGUGCAUGUGGUGUGAGUUUAUAUCUCGAUGAAAAUGCCUGCCAUGGCCUCUCUUUGUUACAGUAGGUCCCCAUCCAUUACUUAUCUCUUCUACCCUGCUGCCAAAUUUUCAUUGUUUUUAUAUGAAUAGUAAUACUACAUUAUUUGAAAGAAGAGUUUAGGGGAUGAUUGACAAUAGAAAAUGUACUAUGGUCGCUUAUGGUGUGAAAAGUCAAGCUUUUAAGUUCUUCGAGGAGGCUGCAUAUCAUUGUCAUAAUGAGAAUACAAAAAAAAAACGAGGGUCUAUCAUCUCAUCUAUUAGAUGAACUGAACGUAGACCCCUUUUUUGUUCUCUGUAUGACUAAUGAGAGGUCGUUCUCUUACUUUUUGGCCGAAUGUUGGUCGAAGUGCCAAAUUCUGAGAGUUCUUUUAUCGCUUCAUUAUCUGCUAUCUGAUACGUUCAGAUUGCUCAUACAAUGCCUGCCCUUCAGUUUCAGUCAUCCGUACUGUAUUUUGAAUAUGGUUGUCGGUUAGCCUACAGCAUAUUUAUGUCCCAAUUUAUUCUGUUCCCCCAGUCGUCUAUAUGUAUGCCCACCUACAUUAUUUUCAGCAUAUAUUGAUGAAGGGUCCUGCUCAUACCUAUGAUGUCCGCCUUUCUUUGUUGGAGGAGAUGGUAGGUGGGCGUGCCUUUUUGAUUGGAGAACAUUGAUCCAAAGCUCAAUAUGCACUGAAAAGAUAAAAAGGUGACGGCGACCAUUUCUCAUAUGCACCUUUUUGAGGUUCAGAGAAUUGAGGCAAAAGUUCAAUAUGAGCUGAAAAAUUUUAAAGGGAACAGCGACUCUUCCCUCCUUUGCACCUUUCUAAGAUUCAGAAUAUAUAUAUAGCUAGUGAUGGGGGUGCAGUCACGAGCUUGAAGCCAGUCUACAAGUUGAAACCUAAAAGGAAAAAUUCUCUUCAAAGCUCCGCUUGAUAUUGCUUUGUC
Molecule: messenger RNA, 2226 nt
Organism: Durio zibethinus
Lineage: Eukaryota; Viridiplantae; Streptophyta; Magnoliopsida; Malvales; Malvaceae
Source: RefSeq, a predicted model, not a curated record